AUGCGCAAUCCUGUCGCCUUGGCUGUUUUGCUUUUGCUACCUGAGUUAAUUUUAAGCCAAAAUCUUUAUGAAUACCUCGAGUUGUCAAGUUCAGCAACAGAUGCCCAAAUCAAGAAGGCGUAUCGUCGUCUAGCAAAGCAGUACCAUCCGGACAAAAGUAAAGAUCCAGAAACUGAAGCAAAAUUCAAGCAAGUCUCGUUUGCUUAUGAGUGUCUAUCGGAUUCAGCGAAGAGACGUCGGUAUGAUUCUGGUCAAGGAAUCAAAGCAUGCGAAGGCGAUGGCGGUGACAGUUUUGGCGACUUUGGAUUCUCCAAUAUAUUUAGCUCGAUGUUUGGUGGCGGAUCUGACAUGCACCACGGGGAGGACAAACUUCGUGGUGCCGAUAUUGUUGUUGGCCUUCCUGCCUCUCUUGAAGAACUCUACAAUGGCGAGUUCAUUGAAAUUGUUCGUUCAAGGCCGAUUAAAAAAUCUAAACCGGGCACACGAGAGUGUAAUUGCAGAAUGGAAAUGAAGACUCAAUAUCUGGGCCCCGGUCGCUUCCAAAUGCUACAGCAGCGCGUUUGCGACCAAUGCUCCGAUUUUGAGUUCGUCACGGAAGAUCGACAAAUUGAGGUGGAGAUCGAACCUGGAGCUCCUGAUGGCCAUAUUUAUUCCUUCCCAGACGAAGGUGAACCACACACAGAUGGGGAUAGCGGAGAUCUCAAGUUUGUCAUUCGGCAGCGAAAGCAUCCUGUUUUCCAUCGGCGGGGCGAUGACCUCUAUACAAAUGUGACCAUCAGUCUCACCGAUGCAUUAGUGGGAUUCACAGUUGAGUUCACUCAUUUGGAUGGUCACAAGGUGUCGCUGAAGCAGAACCGAGUGACCUGGCCCGGAGCAGUAAUGCGUGUACCAAACGAGGGCAUGCCCAACUACGAUGACAACGCCAAGAGGGGAAAUCUCAUAGUCACCUUCGAUGUGGCCUUCCCUCGGAAUCGGGAACUCAGCACCAGUGAAGCAGAAGCGAUCAAAAGCAUUUUUGGUGAGGGCACUAGGGCCUCAGGAAAGUCUGUCACCUUCGGAGUGCCCGCUAAGCGACCCAAGGGCCUCAACGAGGGACACAAUGGCCCCAUCGUCUACAACGGUUUCUUGUCGAAGAGCGCUGCUGAAAAACAUCUUUCUAACACCCUUACAUAG
Echinococcus granulosus is the source of this 1173-nucleotide messenger RNA. Its product is annotated as DnaJ subfamily B member. Gene Ontology annotation, cellular component: endoplasmic reticulum. Gene Ontology annotation, molecular function: misfolded protein binding. The transcript is spliced from 6 exons. The coding region runs from base 1 to 1173 and encodes 390 amino acids. The record is from RefSeq and is a predicted model, not a curated record. Gene Ontology annotation, biological process: protein maturation; protein folding. Lineage: Eukaryota; Metazoa; Platyhelminthes; Cestoda; Cyclophyllidea; Taeniidae.